This is a messenger RNA of Cylas formicarius (sweet potato weevil), 2964 nucleotides long. RefSeq names its product DNA fragmentation factor subunit beta (gene Drep4). Gene Ontology annotation, biological process: apoptotic process; apoptotic DNA fragmentation. Gene Ontology annotation, molecular function: DNA endonuclease activity. The coding region runs from base 845 to 1861 and encodes 338 amino acids. Gene Ontology annotation, cellular component: nucleus; cytoplasm. The transcript has 3 exons. The record is from RefSeq and is a predicted model, not a curated record. Lineage: Eukaryota; Metazoa; Arthropoda; Insecta; Coleoptera; Brentidae.
GAAUAAAAAAAAUACAGGAACAAGAAUGAGCCCUCGGCAAUUCUGUCAAAAUUACUACAUUUUUAAAUUGAUUAUGCGUUUGUAAAAUUAUACAUUCAGUCUGCCAAUAUUUCUUAUCCAUUUUUUUUUUACUUUCCCGAAAGGUUCUGUAAUCCUUCCGACAUACAUUAUAAAUCUUUUGCAUACGCUUACGCAAUUGGUUGUAUUAUUCACCUUACAAAGAUAAUGUUUAAAGCAAAAACGGCGUUAUUGUGCAGGUACACUAGAAAAUAGAAACAAGCCUUUGUUUUCUCUUGAUGAAUAGAAGGGCAAGUAAUCCAAAAAAGCUUCCCACCAUGGUGGGGUUUUUAUCCAUGUUACGUACACGUUGCGUGUUUUAUUAAGUUAAAUAUCAGGUCACUUUAAUGGGAGUUCAAGAUGCAUCAUUUAAGUAAAAAAAACUGUACACAAAUUACAACAAAACUAGGACUUUUUUACCUAUAGUAGAAGAAAUAAAUUAGGUUAGUUUGUUACAGGCGGUUGGCGAUUAGGUUAUCGACAAACGUUGAACAAGGAUCCGCAGAAACGAAUUUAUUGAAAAAAUGAUAGUCCGUAGCACUGCGUUUGCGUCAGGAAUCGCGCACCUCACGAAUUUCCCGGACCUGGGAGAAAGGGAAACUUAUGGGAAAUUCACUUUGCCAUUGGCAUUGGCCUAUUUGUCUUCCGUCCUUCUCUCGUCGGUAUUUAAUGUGGAAACGGGACCAAACGACACCCCAGUCAGUUGCGCGUUGCCGAGAGGGUUAGAUUUGAUUUGUUUGUCGAUCUUUUCAUCAUUUUAAGCUACUUCCCAUAGUAUAUCAGCGAAAUGAUGACUGCGAUGACCAAGGGCUACAAAGUGACCGAUGCCGAAAGGAAAACGAGAGUCGGCAUCGCGGUGAAGAAUUUGGAGGAGCUAAAGAAAAAGACGGUCGACAAGUUUAAAUUGGCACAUUGUCCCGACGAAAUAGACUUUCAAACACCGGACGGGACCCUCGUCGACAACGACGAAUAUUUUCAGACAUUACCCGCGCAAACCCUUUUGAUUUGGGUGAAGAACGGCGAACGUGCCGAAACCGACGCGGAGCUGCUGUACAAAACUAUCAGGGAGGUGAACGAGGAGUAUCUGAAUGCGGGCGAGAAGGUCCAAGAGUUUUUCACCGAGAAAAUGAAGAACAAAGUUUUCAAAUUGGCUGAGGUGUUAAAAGGAAUCGACGUGGAAAAAGCGAAAUUGAGUGCCAAGAUUGAUCACCCUGAAUGGUUCGAAGGCUUGGGCACUCGCGCCAAGACAAAAGAGGAAUAUUUGUCAAUGAGGGCGCAGGAUCGCAUCCGAAUGUAUUUCUACAAAACAAAGGAGGAAUUGUUAAAGGCGACCGAGCUACCACCCGGGACGCUGUGCAAUUUAUUAAACGACUUACAGAGUAAACUGAAAUUAAAUAAAUACCACGGCUAUUAUUUCGACAGGAACGCUGCUGCUGGAGACGCGAACGUAAGCGCCCUCUGCAAUGUGGCGGGCGUAUUUACGUGUCACGGACGGUGGGACAAAAACGGUUGUCUUUACAAUCCGUCUCAUUCCAUUAAUCCUUAUACGAGUCGGGAGGAGAGGAUCGUCUUUCAAACGUGGAAUCUGGAUCAUCAAGUCGAACGAUCCAGAAGUAUCAUACCGGCGAUACGCGAAGCUUUGCGGGAAUCCGGGAAGAUUAUGAGGGACGAAAAACCCUCCGUCGACAUAAAGGCAAUUUACAACGACUUGUUUACCCUCAAUAAUCUAAAGCUGGUACAUAUCGUGUGCCACGACAAGGGGGCUCACGUGACUAAGAAAGCUGGACCCUAUCUGAUUACCUAAUGAGAUUCGACUCGUUGGUAAAUAAUUCGCCAGACAGAUUGAUAAUAUAUUUUUCGAUAUCAGAUUUGUUUGACAAAGUAAAUAAUAUAUUUUUUCUGGGUUUAUUUGGCGUGACUCACUUGAAAUUGGUAACAAAAAGGCUGUUUUGCUUAAAAUAUUAGGCACCUUACAGAACAUAAAAUAUUUUUGCAAUAACAUUUUAAAUUACCCUUGUAUAACACAGUUGUUAAACAUUUGAUGUAUUUUGGUGAAAGGUAGGAAAAACCUCGUAAAAUAAAUAGUUCGUUGUUAGAAAAUAAUUUUAGCAUUCAAUUAUCAGUAGACAAUAUAGAAACAAUUAGAGCGCCAACUUUAGGAGUUGAUAUUUGACAAAUGAUUUUUUUUUAUGGAUUAUUAUUUUUAAAUUAAAUUAUUAUUUUACUUGAUAAUUUUUCCGGUGGCACCAUUUUUUUUUCAGUGUUUUUUUUAAAUUAGUUUGAGUUUUAUCGGUGGCUUAAUCCUUUUAAAUUGAAACGCUCUAAAUGUUGAACGUGACAACGAGAAUCCGAGAAAAAUUGCCAUUUAGUUUAUACAAUUAAGAAUAGUGUUUUAUGUAGGUUAGAUUUAAAUAGCAUUUUUUUAAUUCGUUUCCAAAAUUUUUCUUCUAUUAUCAAAACACCUGUUUUGCUGCCAAAUGCGUGCAACAAAAUUACUAUUUCCAGAUUCAAAUGGGCCACACUACUCUAUAGACGAUCUUUCAAAGCGCUUCGAAUAUACUUGACAAUUCAAAGCUAAAAGAACGUAAAAAAAAAUAUUUCACAUUUCACUUUUGAUGACUAAACCAAACCGUAUAAUUGUUGCAAGUUUACAACAUACCUUUUUAUAUUUUUAAUAAUUUUAUUGUAGAUUUUCAGUCGCCAGGAAGUAAUACUUGAUAUAACUUAUUUAGUGAAAAAAAGGAAACCCCCUCAAAUUUUUUUUAAAUAUUUUAGUAAAAUCAGUUAAAAUCUUCCAUCCGAUUAUCUUAAAAAUGUCUGUCGUAAUCUAACAACAAUUGGUUAACUCAAUUUUAAAACAAUGCGCCACAAUGCGAAACCCUCUAAAUAUAAAUAUAUAUAUAUAUA